CUCUCUUCACUCUGCCUUUCGCAUACCAGAGAGCAGACUGCAGCAGGACUGUCGCGUUUUACUCAUCCUCGAAAAGCAGAGAAUCGAGGGACCGUUCUCAGCCAGUGAGAAAGGAGUCACUUUUUUUUUGCUGGACCUUCCGUUUCCCACAGAGAAGUGCAGGUGGCUGUGUAAUCGGGUGUUUGAUGUAUCCAUCCAUGCUUGUUUACAUCUGGCCCCCACUUGCAGGCGUUAGGACCCUCGCUCAAGCCUUGGGACAGGCAAACUCCCACACUGGCUUGCCCCCUCAUCCUCAUCAGCUGUAGAAUGACUGCGGCUCUGUGCUGACGAGGCGUCGGCAGGCAGCAGGAAUGGGCGCUGUGCUGGCCGUAUUCCCCACCACCCCCUCCGAUACAGCUCUUCCACCCUCAGCACCACCCCCACCACCAUACUGCCCCCCCAGGACGGGUGCUCCCCUAAGUCCCGCUGAUGGGCGAAGACACUGACGCCACCCCGACGCUCAACCACAGCGGCUUCCUCCCCGACCACAACUAUGUGACUGAAGGGCUGCUCCUGGCUAUAGCCUGAAGAGCUCCGCCCAUCCCGUCCACCCCUCUCAACCCUGGAGUCCUCCCCCAGGAUGUUGAGCCCCAUCCAGGUGCUGUGCUCUGACAUCAGUACCCUUUCUCUGGAGCCUGAGCCGUUUGCCUCUUACACUGAAGCCGACAUCAUCUCCACUGUCGAGUUCAACCACACAGGAGAGCUGCUUGCUACUGGGGACAAGGGAGGCCGAGUGGUCAUCUUUCAGCGAGAACCUGAGAGCAAAACCGAGCUGUUCUCCCAGGGAGAGUACAACGUCUACAGCACUUUCCAGAGCCAUGAGCCCGAGUUCGACUACCUUAAGAGUCUUGAGAUCGAAGAGAAGAUCAAUAAGAUCCGAUGGUUGCCUCAACAGAACGCGGCACACUUCCUCCUCUCCACCAAUGAUAAAACCAUUAAGCUGUGGAAGGUGAGUGAACGAGACAAACGUCCAGAGGGAUACAACCUGAAAGAUGAGGAGGGUCGCAUCAAGGACAUUUCCACUGUUAUCUCCCUACAGGUGCCUGUUUUGAAGCCCAUGGACUUAAUGGUGGAGGUUAGCCCUCGGAGGGUAUUCGCCAACGCCCACACUUACCAUGUCAACGCCAUCUCGGUCAACUCCGACCACGAAACCUACAUGUCGGCUGAUGACCUAAGGAUAAACCUCUGGCAUCUGGACAUCACCGACCGCAGCUUCAACAUUGUGGAUAUCAAGCCAGCCAACAUGGAGGAUCUGACAGAGGUGAUCACAGCGGCAGAGUUUCACCCCCACCACUGCAACCUGUUUGUGUACAGUAGCAGCAAAGGUACCCUGCGACUCUGUGAUAUGAGAGAGGCGGCGCUGUGCGACCGACACUCCAAAUUAUUUGAGGAGCCGGAGGACCCCAGUGCUCGCUCCUUCUUCUCCGAGAUCAUCUCCUCUGUGUCUGAUGUCAAGUUUAGCCACAGUGGGCGCUACAUGCUCACCAGAGACUACCUGACUGCCAAAGUGUGGGACCUCAAUAUGGAGAGCAAGCCCCUGGAGACGUACCAGGUUCAUGAUUACCUCCGCAGCAAGUUGUGCUCCCUUUAUGAAAACGACUGCAUCUUCGACAAGUUUGAGUGCGCCUGGAAUGGCUCGGACAGCGUUAUCAUGACCGGAGCCUACAACAACUUCUUCCGUAUGUUCGAUCGCAACACCAAGCGCGACGUGACCUUAGAAGCAUCCCGGGAGAGCAGCAAACCCCGGGCCGUGCUCAAGCCACGUAGAGUGUGCGCCGCCGGGGGCAAGCGCCGCAAGGACGACAUCAGCGUGGACAGCCUGGACUUCACCAAGAAGAUCCUGCACACAGCCUGGCACCCGGCGGAGAACAUCAUCGCCAUCGCCGCCACCAACAACUUGUACAUCUUCCAGGACAAACUCAACUCGGAGAUGCACUCGUGAGCGCGGGUCGAGAUGCAACUAUGCCAGAAUGAACGCAAACAUACGCGCUCACAGGAUGAGGCCUAAAGAGACAGGUCACCAUACCAUUUCACAUACAAACAUGCUCAUCUCAUCAACCUCGAACAAGUGAAAGGACCUCAAGUAGGCCAGGAUGGGAUCAUGGAAGUGAAAGUCGGUGAGAUGAUUGCCACAAUUCAGCCUCUGAGGAGAAGAAACCUCAGAGUUGUUUACAUGGUCAUCCUCCUCUCUUUUAGCUAUGGAUGUACUCCAGUUCAAACCAUUUGUGUCUACCAGCACCAGUGAUGAUAAAUGGGGCAUUGAUGUUACUGGUCGUAUCUUUAAUUUGAAGUCAUCUCCUCCAUUUCUGUUUUUGUCCCUUCAUAGGAAUAAUCUAAUCAUGAUGAUGGUUACUAGACGUCCCUCUUCACCAAGAUCUCUCUGGUUCAGGAGAGACUCACAUUCCUUCAGACAGAAGCAGAAUCCUGGCUUCUCCACAUGUUUGCAGAUCUCCUCACAGAUUCUGCUUCUGGUCUGCAGCUGCAUUUUGUGCUACUUUAAUACAAGCAAAAACAAAAAAAAAAGUGUUUUUUCAAAAUAAAAUCAGCAAUUAAGCAAGAAUAUGCUACAUGUCAAACAGAUUUAGCCUUCUGCAGACUGACUGACUUGGCUGCCUUCUUAAUCAUUUUGACCCAGCUGUACAAAAUGCUCACAGCAUGAAGAACCCGCUGAUGACCGAACUCUCUUUACCUUUGCGUCUACGGAUGCUAACGCAUGUUUACUGUUCGGUUCAUACGCUUACUUGUACCAGUUGGAAUUAAGCUUUACAGGAAUCCGCCCAGUGUAAAGGAGAACAAUACAAAUGGGAAAUGUUUUAGGUUAUUGUUAUACUCUAAAAGGGGGAGGGGGGAGGGAAAGGGCCUAAAUGGUGUCUGUGUUUAUCAACCCUCUUUUUGGACAUGUUUUGAGUUGUCUUUUUUUUUUUCCAUCCAUAAACCAACUGUGGACUCAGUAAUUUACAAUUACAAGAUGAUUGCCUCCAAAGCGACAGCAGAGAGAUGCACCUUUCAUCUCGUCAGCUUUCCUCACUGAUUACUUUGCUAAUGUGCAGAAUUGUUUAUUUUUGGAGAACAAUUUAUUCUUUUAGUUCACUUUUUAAAUACAAAAAAAACACAAUCCAGUUUUCUCCAUGUGCUGACCAAACUAAUGUCGAUUUUUGCAUAUUUCUGUGCUCAAGUACGUUGAUGGCAAAUCUGUUGCGUAUGUUAGGUAUGAACAAUGCUGAUGUGUGUG
Phycodurus eques (leafy seadragon) is the source of this 3271-nucleotide messenger RNA. Its product is annotated as serine/threonine-protein phosphatase 2A 55 kDa regulatory subunit B gamma isoform. NCBI's taxonomy places the organism in Eukaryota, Metazoa, Chordata, Actinopteri, Syngnathiformes, Syngnathidae. The record is from RefSeq and is a predicted model, not a curated record. The transcript has 11 exons. Gene Ontology annotation, molecular function: protein phosphatase regulator activity; protein binding. Gene Ontology annotation, cellular component: cytosol; protein phosphatase type 2A complex. Gene Ontology annotation, biological process: peptidyl-serine dephosphorylation. Bases 620 to 1981 code for a protein of 453 amino acids.